ACAGACAGCUUCUCCCCACCAGGGCCCGUCAAAGUGAAAGUGGAGGCUAUUGUUAUCUCGGAUGAGGAGCCGGAUGUGGCCGAGCCACGGAGCCUGGAGAGCCUCUUCCCACGCGAGACGGGCCCAGGCGGGGGCUGCGGGCGCCAUGCUGAGGCCUUCGAGGAGCCGGCGGGGCUAGAGGAGGCAUCACCUGAAGCCGGCUUCCUGGCACCGGAGACACUGCCGCCGUACCACAUGAUGUCAGUGCCGGGCAGUCAGGCCUACCCUGGGCUGGUGACGCCGCCCCUGGCAGAGCCCAUGUACCUGCCCGAGUACGAGGCGCACAGCGGUUUUGGGCUGUUUGCUGAGGAUGUGCCAACUUGCAAGACCUGUGGCAAGACCUUCUCGUGCUCCUACACGCUGCGGCGCCACGCCACCGUGCACACCCGCGAGCGCCCCUAUGAGUGCCGCUACUGCCUGCGCAGCUACACGCAGUCCGGGGACCUCUACCGCCACAUUCGCAAGGCCCACAACGAGGACCUGGCUGCCAAGCGCUGCAAACAGGACCUGGACAACCCCUCCUAGGGCCGGGCCAGAGUCCCCCGCUGCGGGGGG
Molecule: messenger RNA, 594 nt
Organism: Alligator sinensis (Chinese alligator)
Lineage: Eukaryota; Metazoa; Chordata; Crocodylia; Alligatoridae
Gene: ZBTB3
Product: zinc finger and BTB domain containing 3
Exons: 1
Biological process (GO): regulation of transcription by RNA polymerase II
Cellular component (GO): nucleus
Molecular function (GO): RNA polymerase II cis-regulatory region sequence-specific DNA binding; DNA-binding transcription factor activity, RNA polymerase II-specific
Source: RefSeq, a predicted model, not a curated record